Molecule: messenger RNA, 357 nt
Organism: Quercus lobata
Lineage: Eukaryota; Viridiplantae; Streptophyta; Magnoliopsida; Fagales; Fagaceae
Exons: 1
Coding region: 1-357 (118 amino acids)
Source: RefSeq, a predicted model, not a curated record
AUGGUCCUCAACAAAGUACUAGAAGGAAAUCUCCAAGUGUGUUACAACAUAUUCCGCAUGGACAAGACCAUUUUUAGGCACUUGUGUAAUGAGUUGAAGCGGUUGCACCUAUUAGAGGAGGACACUGGUAUUGUUUCAGUUGAGGAGGCUAUUGGGACAGUGCUAUUUAUUGUCGGACACAACGCUGACUACUGGCUAACUGCCAACUGCUUCCAACAUUCUCUCAAGACCACUCAAAGGCAAUUCCGGCAUGCCUUGCGUGCUAUCCAUGCUUUGGGAUGUCUCAUCAUCUGGCUCGACGCUGAUGCAGCUGAGCUUCCUCAUUCACUUCGAGGGAAUGAGAAAUAUUACCCAUGA